ACAAGUAAAAUCUUGUAUCAUUGUCACAGUGCUGGCACAGGUUGCCUGCCCAAAGAAGCUAUGGAUGCCCCAUUCCUGUUACCAUUUGGGGCCAGCUUGGAUAGGACUCUGUGCAGCCUGGUGUAGUGGAAGGCAUCCAUGUGCAUGGCUGGGGUUUGAAACUAGUGGAUCCUUAAGGUACUUUCCAAUCCAGACCUUUUUUUUGUUCUAUGGCUCUACGUUGCCCUUCCCCCCACCACCUCCAGAGGCCAGCACCAUGCCCAGAACAUGGAACCAGUCCCUCUGUGACAUCAGCUCCGGGGCCAAGGGCACUGCGGCUGUGCCAAUUCUGUGGGCACUGCGUUGGCAGCAGCACUGGAGGUGACAAGACCUCUCUCCUUGCAGCUGACUUGUGUCUCUGACCACAAUGAUUCUGCUGUGCGUCCUCAUCCUACUGGCUCUGUGUGGGCCUGCACAUGGCGCCUGUGGAGACACCUGUGGUCUCCGGCCCAUGGGUAGUACCCUCGGCUCCACACGCGUUGUGGGUGGCUCAGAUGUCCUGCCAGGGACUGGGGCCUGGGCAGGAAUUGCCAGUGUCCGUUGCUACUGGAACCCACCUGUGUCUAUCCAUGUCUGUGGAGGGACUCUCAUCAGCUCACAGUGGCUCCUCACAGCUGCCCACUGCUUUAUCAACCGUACCAACGACCUCAGCGAGUGGGCCAUCGUGCUUGGGGCCACCUCAUUGGCCGAAACAGGCCCUAAUGUGGAAGUGCGCCGGAUUAAGCGACUGAUCAUGCACGAAGACUAUGUUCCUCGUCUUGAGUUCCAUGACAUGGCCUUGGUGGAAUUGGACAUGCCAGUCCGGUGCAGGUCCAAUAUUCAGACCGCCUGCCUACCUGCACCUUCGGUGAAAUUGUCAAACAUGAACAACUGCUACAUUGCUGGCUGGGGUGACAGAAUUGUAAAAUCAUCAGGUAGAGAUAUCCUGCAGCAGGCCAAGGUUCAUUACAUCAGUAACCAGCUAUGCAACAGUAGCGAGUGGCUCAGUGGGCACAUCAACGACUUCAACGUGUGUGCUGGGCAGGGCGGUGUUGGCACCUGCCAGGGUGACAGUGGGGGGCCUCUUGUCUGCGAAGACAAGCGCAUUGGCGCCUUCUGGCAAAUUGGUGUGACCAGCUGGGGAAUAGGCUGUGCCAGACCCAAACGGCCUUCAGUCUUCGGCUCCACUCAGUACUACUACAACUGGAUCUGGAAAAUGUCAGGAAGGAAGCCAGUUACUCCAGCAAUUCCUGCAGCGCCAGCACCAACCUACACCGCAGCCCCCCCGGUGGCAGUUACAGAGCCAGCACAACCCUGUCCAUUUCCACGUGAAAAGCUGAAGCAAUUCUUUAUUAUGCUGAAGGAUAUCUUGCAGUACUUAAAGGGAAAACUGUUCUGAAUUGCAGAAUGGAUCACCUGCAGUUCAGGCUAUAAGGACCACAAC
Molecule: messenger RNA, 1462 nt
Organism: Zonotrichia albicollis (white-throated sparrow)
Lineage: Eukaryota; Metazoa; Chordata; Aves; Passeriformes; Passerellidae
Product: acrosin-like
Biological process (GO): acrosome reaction; proteolysis
Molecular function (GO): serine-type endopeptidase activity
Source: RefSeq, a predicted model, not a curated record